AUGUAUGACUUCUGUUGGAUUAAGAGGAGGGAAGUUGACGGAGAUCUGGAAAUUCCGUCCGUUCGACGUAAAUGCGGUGUUGCACCUGAGUAUAAAUCUCGUGCGCUUAUUGGUGAUUGUGGGUGUGGUAAGGCUGGUGAGCGUGAGGGUGGUGCCAUUCCAGGGGAGGAGUGA
Messenger RNA from Sclerotinia sclerotiorum 1980 UF-70, 174 nucleotides. RefSeq lists its product as hypothetical. The record is from RefSeq and is a predicted model, not a curated record. Bases 1 to 174 code for a protein of 57 amino acids. The transcript has 2 exons. Lineage: Eukaryota; Fungi; Ascomycota; Leotiomycetes; Helotiales; Sclerotiniaceae.